Dama dama (fallow deer) is the source of this 6861-nucleotide messenger RNA. Its product is annotated as zinc finger protein 665-like. Gene Ontology annotation, biological process: regulation of transcription by RNA polymerase II. Gene Ontology annotation, cellular component: nucleus. The transcript has 4 exons. Bases 205 to 2430 code for a protein of 741 amino acids. The record is from RefSeq and is a predicted model, not a curated record. Lineage: Eukaryota; Metazoa; Chordata; Mammalia; Artiodactyla; Cervidae. Gene Ontology annotation, molecular function: DNA-binding transcription factor activity, RNA polymerase II-specific; RNA polymerase II cis-regulatory region sequence-specific DNA binding.
UUUCACACGGACCCGGAAGUUGGAGCGCGCGGAGCCGAGGUCCCCCAGCGGCGCCUAAUGUUCCUUCCUCAAGCCGAGGUCCCCGAGCGGCGCCUAAUGUUCCUUCCUUAGGCGUAAGGAAGGCGUUCCUUCCAGGACCUCUGAAGACUUGUGUUGCCUGAGGAAGCCCUGAAGUUGAGGAAGAGGAAAGAAAAGGAGUCAGGCAUGGCUCUUUCUCAGGAGCAACUAACCUCUGAGGAUGUGGCCAUUGAAUUCACGCAGGAGGAGUGGGAAUUCCUGGACCCUGCUCAGAGGGCCUUGUACAGGGAUGUGAUGCUGGAGACCUACAGGAACCUGCUGUCUGUGGAUAUCUCUCCUACACAUUUACAACCCAAAGUGAACAGUGAUAAACGAGAGCCACUCCAAACAUUGAUGCUGGGAAGACCUGAAAGCUAUGAAAUCAAACAUUUUCAUCUUUGGGAAACUCAGGAAAAUAUGUGUGACUUUGAGUGUCAGGGGAGAGAUGACAAAAGAAAUUACAAAGGAACACCUGUAAGCCUUGAUGGAAAUGUGCCUGAUGGAAGAGAUUCACAUGAUAGAAAGGAUGCAGGAAUCACGCUCUUUGGAAACAGGCUUGGGUUUAACUUUCAGGAUAAACUGCAGAUACUUCAAACUGGUGGGAUAACUUCUGAAUAUAACGAAGUUGAGAGGUCUGUCAACAACAGUUUGUCACUUUCACCACUUCAAAGAAGUCCUCCUUGUGUCCAAACCAGUGUUUCUAAUAUAUAUGGGGAUGAUUUUAUGAAUCCUUCAGUAAUAACACAAGACCUCAAAGCACACAGGGUAAAACCUUACAAAUGUGAUGAGUGUGGGAAAGCCUGUCUUAAGGGCUCAUGCCUCAUUAAACAUCAGGCCAUCCAUAUAAGAGAGAAAUCACAUAAAUAUGAAGUAUGUGACAAAUUGUUUGAUCAAAGUUCACAGCUUGCACAUCAUUUGAAAAUUCAUUCUGAAGUGAAAUGUUACAAAUGUAAUGAGUGUGGCAAAACCUUUAAUGAUAGCUCCACCCUUGCUAGACAUCAGAUAAUCCACUCAGGAGCAAACUUACAUAAGUGUGAUGUAUGUGAUAAAAUCUUUGGUCAGAAUUCAUUCCUUGUAAGUCAUCGGACUAUCCCUGCAAGAAAGAGAAGUUGCCAAUGUAAUCAGUGUGGCAAAACCUUUGCUGACAGCUCAAAGCUCAGGAGACAUCAGAAAAUUCAUACAGGAGAGAAAUUAUUUAAAUGUGAUAUAUGUGACAAAGUCUUCAGCCAAAAUGCAUACCUUGCUGUUCAUCAGAGGGUUCAUACUGGAGAGAAACCUUACAAAUGUAAUGUGUGUGGCAAGCACUAUAGUCACUCUUCACAGUUCAGAAGGCAUAAGAGAUUUCAUACUGGAGAGAGACCUUACAAAUGUGAUGAGUGUGGAAAGACCUAUCGUGUAAAGUCAGUCCUUUUAAGUCAUCAGACCGUUCAUACUGGAGAGAAGCCUUACAAUUGUGAUGAGUGUGGUAAGGCCUUUCGUGUGAAGUCAGUCCUUUUAAGGCAUCAGACAGUUCAUACCGGUGAGAAACCUUACAAAUGUGAUGAGUGUGGCAAGGCUUUUUGUGUAAAGUCAGUCCUUUUAAAUCAUCAGACAGUUCAUACUGGUGAGAAACCUUACAAAUGUGAUGAGUGUGGCAAGGCUUUUCGUGUAAAGUCAGUCCUUUUAAGUCAUCAGACAGUGCAUACUGGUGAGAAACCUUACAGAUGUGAUGAGUGUGGCAAGACCUUUACUUCCAGCUCACACCUCAGGAGACAUGAGAAAAUUCAUACAGGAAAGAAAUUAUUUACAUGUGAUAUAUGUGACAAAGUCUUUAGCCGAAGUGAUCACCUUGCUGGUCAUCAACGGGUUCAUUCUGGAGAGAAACCUUGCAAAUAUAAUGAGUGUGGCAAGCACUUUAGUCAACCUUCACAGUUCAUAAGUCAUAAGACAUUUCAUACUGGAGAGAAACCUUACAAGUGUGAUGAGUGUGGAAAGGCCUUUCAUGUAAAGUCAACCCUUUUAAGGCAUCAGACAGUUCAUACUGGAGAAAAACCUUACAAAUGUGAUGAGUGUGGCAAAGCCUUUCGUAUAAAGUCAACCCUUUUAAGUCAUCAGACAGUUCAUACUGGUGAGAAACCUUACAAAUGUGAUGAGUGUGGAAAAGUCUUCGGUCAAAAACCACAUCUUCGCCUUCAUUGGAGAAUUCAUACUGGAGAGAGACCUUAUAGAUGUAAUGAGUGUGGCAAGUUCUUCAGUCGAAAUUCACACCUUACAAGUCAUCGGAGAAUACAUAUAGAGAAACCUUUCAAAUGUUUCGAGUGUGGAAAAUCGUUCACUCAGGUCUCAGCACUCACUAAACAUCAGAAAAUCCAUACCAGAGAGAAACUUAUGUGAAUGUGGUAUAUGGUAGAAGUCUUCAAAAUUCAAAGUUCAAACUUCACACCCUACUGUUGGCCAGAGAAUUCAUACUACUGAGAAACCAUACAAAUAUCAUGAGUGUGGCAACAUCUUAGGCUUCAUGGGAAAAUUCAUACUGGAUAGAAGCCAGAUAUAUAUGUGUUUAUUAGUCAGGUCUUUAGAAAAUGAAUUCAUUCUAGAAAGAUUCCUCACCAGUUUCACAAAUGUGAGAGAAAAAAAAACCCUAUCCUCACAGCUCACAUCUUGCCAGUAGUAUCAGAGUAUUUAUCCUGUAGAAAACACACAGCAAUGUAAUGUGUGUGGCAAGGAUCUUACCCAGAAGUCACAAGAUAGGAACAUAAUGGAGCCAUACUUCCCAGACUCAGUGGUUGUGGCAAAUCCUUUACCUUUUUCACUUUAUGUAUUCUCUGAUGACUUUAGUUCAGGUAGUCAGCAACUGUAAUAAGUCCAUAUUUGAAGAGAAGCUAUAGAGAUCUUUUUGUAUAAAAGAAACCCGAAUUUUAACUCCACAAAGAUGAUUCUUUGGGACAGUAAUCCAGCAUCUUUUUGGUCUCCUGGCUUUCUGAAUAAAGUCAAUAUUCCCUGCCCAACAAGUAAUCUCUCAGUUUUUUGGCCUGUUGCAUGGUGAGCUCUAAGAGCUUGGCUUUGGUAAUACAUUGAUCAAACGCAUUUGCUACAUGUGUUUCAUGAUGGUCUCUGGGAAGGAAUCAGUGAGAUGAAGGGGCCAACUUCAUUAGGUACGAUUCAUUCAGAUCCGUGUUUUCUGGAAAAAUACACAGCCUGAAUUAUGAAAUUCAGUAGUGUGUGUGAAUUAGGAACAGGGAGGGCAGAAAAUAAUGUAAACCUAAGACAUGACUCAUCAUGGUCAGUAGGAUCUGGAAGCCUUUCCAUACAUAGUCCAGCCUGUUAUAAAACAUAAUAUUCUACGAACUGUACUUGAGAAGAGUAGUCAAGAUGUUAAAAGGACUGGGCUUUUCGUAGGAGGAGAGGGACAGUGACCAGGGACCAAUGGUGUGCUAGGAACAAUGCAUAGGAAAAGGGUCAUGUUCUCCAUUGGAUAGAAAUAACUGUUGUAUGUAUGAUUAAAGAAGAGUUACUCUUAUUUAUGAAAAUUGAAGACAGAGCUGUCCCGGUCUUUGUAGACUGGGACCUGGGGACUGGAGUCAACAAGAAGAGGGACGCAGGGGACCCAAGUCUCGAGUGAGACAAGGGUGCUUUAUUUGCAGAAACGCAUGGUUAUGUAUCUUCAUACAAGGCAGCUUUAAGGCAGUAAAAAAAUUGAGCAGAAACAAAGCCAAGCAAAUAAUAAUCUUCAAAGGCCCAGAAAGCGUUCCAUAUCCUGAGUAAGAGGAGCAUAACUGAAUAGAUUACCUAUAAGUAAAAGGUCACUGAAGGGAGUCACUGAAAGGAAUCCAAGCAGGUGCCCUUUCUCAUGAUCUCAGUCCUGAGAACUGCGUGCAGCUCUGCUCUUUCCUGUUUUCCAGGAACUGAUAAGGAAUAGAGAGUCCUUGAGAAAUGGCCCACAGAAGAAGAAAAUAACAUAUUGGAUCCCUUAAAGUUGAAUGUCCCCUGACAGUUCACCCUUUUUUAUUAUUUCAUGAUUGGGGGUGACUGUUGAUACUUUUUGUGGAAAAGGCCCUGACCAAUUGAGUUUGUUUAGUUUGAACAAUUUUAGUUAAAGGCAUUGGUUUAUUACAAGUGUAAUCACCAGGAUAAUUAUCAGUGUUAAUAGUUCCAGAUGCAAUACUAUGUGUAAUGCCUUGAAACCAUCUUCGAGCGUCUAGCCCAGAUAAUUGAGCAGCGAGCUGUUCAGCUAAGGUUUCCAAAUUGUUGGAAGAGGGUAGACUCUGAGAGAAGGUUUCAAGGAUUUCCUUUUGCAGCAAUUGUACAUGUCAGGAAGCAUUGUCAUGUAUAUCUUACAAAUGAAAUUUGAUUUGUUCCGAAUUGUAAGCACUAUGGUUGAACCGAAGAGGAGUGAUACAAAAUUGAGUAGAAUUCCAAUCAAUUUAAUAAUGCUUGUUUUUGUGAAUCUAUUAAUUGAUCUCCAGCCCAUUGGAUGGCUGUUUUUAAUUCCUGAAUUUUUUCUUGAAGUUUUUCGUCUAUCUGAACCUGAGUGACUCAUAUAGUAUGAGCAUCUUUAGUCCAAUUUUGAAUAAAGUUUUGUGUUUGAUUUGAAGUUUGUAAAGCAAUGUCUGUGACAGCAGCAGUGAUGCCAAUGGCUAUCAACCCCAAAAUGCCAAGAAUGAACCAUCUCGUUGCAGUAAUUUAGUGAGUAACUGGGAGGCAGGUCUUGCCAUUGGACCCUCUUUCCAGGGCUAUUGGCGAUCUCCUGGCAACCACAGACUACAUCAAGAUCAAAGAAUCAAAAGGGAUUUUUUAGAGAAAUAGAGAAAUUAAGACAAGCAUACAAUUUGCAGUCUAUAUAAGCCUCAGAACAUAAAGUCUUAUUAAAUUUUAAGUUUCCUAUGGCUAUAACAAAAGGAAGGGGAACACAAGCUUGUAUAAAAUAUGAAUGAUUAUAAUGGAAGGAAUAGUUACUAUGACUAUGACUGGUCCCUGUGAAAUAUCCAGUCCAAGUUCCACAUUUUUCAGUGUUUGUAGCAAGUUUCCAGAUGUCCCAUUGUUGAGGCCCAAUUCGUUUAGUGAGGCUGUUUUGUGGGCGAGGAGGUGCCAUUCUGCUGUAAAGCCAGCCAAGGAGUCCUUUGUCGUGGAAGUGUUCCAUUGAACUGUUGGUAAUCUUCCAUGUUAGUUUAGUAACAUAAUCACACAUAGUACUGUUAAUAUCAUCUGAGCACAAUGUAUGACAAAACCCACUGAAAUGUUGUGAAGUAAUUAGCCUCCAACUAAAAAAAAAAAAAAGAGAUUAAAAAAAAAGAUAUCAUCUGAGCAGUUAGAUAGCCACAUACCAUAGGGUCCCCAAUCAACAAUGGUGUAACUGGCCACAAACAUUAAUUUCCAUGCUUUAGCUUGACAUGUAUCUCAAUAAACAGGAGGAUAUUUGAAAUCCUUAUAAGGCAAUCCCUUCCAAUUUGUCCUUUUCCUAGAGUUUUGGUAGUAUUGACAUGGUUCUCAUAAGAGGAUAGGGCAGUAAACAGUCUAAACAAUGUAUGGAAGUUCUUUUUUCGAGGCAGGAUGAAAGCCCUCGUUUGUCGACUAACAUUAAUACAUAAUUCUGCUGGGCCCAUUCAUGAAGGAAGGACUUGAUAGCCUAGAGAAAUGUUAAUUAAUCUUCCUUCUUCCUCAGUCUGAGAGCGCCCCUCCAAACUCCAAGGAGGAGGCGUAUGUACUGAGUCUUUAGUGGAUACAACCGGUCCUAUAUCUGUCUGUUCUACAACCUGCAAUAAAGGGGGAUUAGGUAUAUAAGCCCAAUAAGUGUGAUUAAUCAAGUCAGCCUGAACGGGGGAAGCAAAAGCAAGCAUAGCGACAAAAAUAUUUUCUGGAUUCCGAGGCAUUCCCUGUUGAGAAACCAGAUUUUCAGCUUGAUUAAUAAGGGUUUUUAUCUGUCCCCAAGUGGGGAGGUCAUAAGUUCAAUUACCUCAAAUGCAGCAUUUGUUGGAAAUUUAUAAAGUUGCCAUGGCUUCUACUGGAAACUCCUUCUGGUGAUUUUGCUGUUUCUUCUCUAUCUUGAAUGCCGGUGGCUUCCCUGGGGCAGAUCUUCCGAAGAGGGAGCCAGCUGAUUUCUUUGGGUCCAUCUGGAGAAAUACAAGCAUACCCCUUUCCUUGUAAUAUUAAUUUUCCAGAUUCCCAUUGUUGAGUCAACCCGCCUUGAUACCAGAUGGGCAGAGGAAGGGAGGUAUCCUUCAAUGCCUCAAAAUCUUUUUCUGCUUUUAUCAAAAUAUCCCCUUGUGGUAAGUUUAAAAAAUUUAAAACAAAUAAAGCUGUAUUAACAAUAGUUGUAGGAUUAAAGAAUAUAUUAUGUUGCACCUAGAUGCCCAUCAUUGGAUGAAUGGAUAAGGAAGCUGUGGUACAUAUACACCAUGGAAUAUUACUCAGCCGUUAAAAAGAAUUCAUUUGAAUCAGUCCUAAUGAGAUGGAUGAAACUGGAGCCCAUUAUACAGAGUGAAGUAAGCCAGAAAGAUAAAAGAACAUUACAGCAUACUAACACAUAUAUAUGGAAUCUAAAAAGAUGGUAACGAUAAUCCUAUAUGCAAAACAGAAAAAGAGACACAGAAAUACAGAACAGACUUUUGAACUCUGUGGCAGAAGGUGAGGGUGGGAUGUUUCAAAAGAACAGCAUGUAUACUAUCUAUGGUGAAACAGAUCACCAGCCCAGGUGGGAUGCAUGAGACAAGUGCUCUGGCCUGGUGCACUGGGAAGACCCAGAGGAACCAGGUGGAGAGGGAGGUGGGAGGGGGGAUUGGGAUGGGGAAUACGUGUAAAUCUGUGGCUGAUUCAUAUCAAUGUAUG